This is a messenger RNA of Pochonia chlamydosporia 170, 2631 nucleotides long. RefSeq names its product ATP-dependent RNA helicase dbp6. The transcript has a single exon. Bases 1 to 2631 code for a protein of 876 amino acids. Gene Ontology annotation, molecular function: ATP binding; nucleic acid binding. The record is from RefSeq and is a predicted model, not a curated record. NCBI's taxonomy places the organism in Eukaryota, Fungi, Ascomycota, Sordariomycetes, Hypocreales, Clavicipitaceae. Gene Ontology annotation, cellular component: nucleus.
AUGUACGCGAGGUAUGUGCCUCCGCCAAAAGGCGCAAAGGCCACACCGCCUGCCGCGUCGACGGCCUCAGCUUUACCUGUCUCUUCACCAGCUCCCAAGUCAGACGCCAUAGCUUCAAAACUUGUCGAGGAAUUCAGCUACACUCGCUACGUCCCCGGUGCCAAGGCUACAACGAAGCCCUCAGCCGCGCCUGUUGCUGUGCAAAAGUCAAUACAAUAUUUCGACGAUGACGCCAGCUCGACACCGAAGCGGAAACGAGAGGCCGCAACCGAAACACAAGGGUCCGGAAGCAAAAAGAUUAGGACUGCGAAGGACGAUGGGCGUGCACCUCACAGCUCUGUUGGCGACAAUGGAGCGGUAAAUUCGCAGCCGGGCGAGAAGAAGAAGAAGAAUCGGAGGAAGCGAAAGCAACGGACGAAGGCUGGUGAUUCUUCGGACGAUUCUGACGAGGAGGUAAAACCUGCCGCUCCAAAAUCGGCCCCAAAACCACAAGAAGAGGAUGAUGCUACCAACUCACGGCAAGAAGAACCCAUGGCCGUUGAAGAUGCGCCUCAAACGGUGGACGAAAAGCCAAGGGACAGCGACGUGGAGAUGGACGAAGCGCCAGCCAUCGACGAGUCAAAGACACAAGUAAAGGAAAAGAGGCCUAAGCGGGAGAAGAAGAAGAAGACGGUCAAAGAAGAUGCGGAUGAGCAGGAUGCGAACGAGCUGGCACGACACAAGGCCGUUUUAGAACGCAAGACCAAGUCUAUAAAGUUGGCUACCGAAGGCGCUCGAAACAAGCAGGAUGAGUCAGACGAGGAAUCAGUUGAAUCACACGGUUUGGAACCGCUACCCCAACCGAUUCCCGUACCUGAAGACGAAAGCAAACCAACGUACGACACACUCCCUCCGUGGCUAGCAAACCCCAUACGAGUUGCGCAAGACACAAAGGCCCCGUUUGCAGACCUAGGCAUCCUGCCACGACCAGCGCGGAUACUAGCGGAGAAGGGCUACUCUGAGGCAUUUGCAGUACAAACGGCUGCGAUCCCUCUGCUCCUUCCAACAAGCAAACACCGACCAGGAGAUUUGCUAGUGUCCGCAGCCACAGGAUCUGGCAAAACACUAGCAUACGCACUACCUAUUGUUCGCGACAUUAGCAACAGUGUCGUCACAAGGUUGAGAGCUCUGGUCGUCCUUCCAACACGAGAACUUGUCAAACAAGCCCAAGAAGUCUUUGAGAACUGCGCCAAAGCUUACGAGGGAGAACCCCGGAAACGAGUCCGCAUUGGAGUAGCCAUUGGCAGUCAAGCUAUAAAAUCUGAGCAAGAGGCUUUUAUUGAACGGGAAUCACGAUACGACCCCGAGGCGUAUGCAUGCAUACGAGAAGAACAGCGGCAACGGCGCGCAAAGCAACCGUCUUCCGCAGAUGUUGACAAUGCGUUGGAUUCUGAGGCUACCAAUAGCGGCGACCCCCGGCUCGGACCUUGGAAAGGCGAAGUUGUUGACUUUUCCUCCAAGGUAGACGUCCUGAUUUGCACACCCGGUCGCCUAGUAGAGCACAUUGAGCAAACGCCUGGUUUCAGCCUCGACUACGUCCGCUGGCUUGUUGUCGAUGAAGCCGACAAGCUCCUCGCGCAAAGUUUCCAGGGCUGGCUGGACCUCGUUCUUGAAAAGUUUCAAGUGGAAAGAUUUAGUGCCCGCGACUUCCCGGAUAUGGCUUAUUCGGGCGUCCGCAAGGUCAUUCUCAGCGCUACCUUGACGAGGGACCUCAGUCUGUUGAAUCAGCUGGCGCUGAGGAGGCCGCAGCUUAUUGUCUUGGAGAAUGACGGAGCCGUGCAGGUCGCGGAGCAUACUUUGCCGGUUGGCCUGCGGGAGUUUGCGGUGCGUGUGCACGAGACGAACCUUAAGCCGCUGUAUCUUUUGGACCUUUUGAGGGGAUCUCACAUGACGAGUGGUGGAAAUGGGGAUUCUUCAUCGACGCUGCAGGCGGAUAAGGAGUCGGAGUCUGACAGCUCUGAUACGUCCUCAGACUCAGGCUCAGACUCAGACUCAGACUCAGACUCAGAUACAUCCUCCGACUCAGACACUUCAGACGCCUCCAGCUCACACAAACCUUCGCCGCCGACAUCAAAAUCGCAACUCCCCAUCUCCCUCAUCUUCACCAAGUCCAACGAAUCAGCCCUCCGACUCUCCCGCCUGCUCACCCUCCUCGACAGCUCCCUCACCAGCCAAAUCAGCACCCUAACAUCCACCACGCCAACGCACAUCCGCCGUAAGAUCCUCCGCGCAUUCACAACGCCCUCGUCACCCGUGCGCCUCAUCAUCGCGUCCGAUCUCGUGGCGCGAGGUAUCGAUAUCCCCAAGCUCGGGCACGUCAUCAACUAUGACCUACCGGCGAGUGUAGCGGCAUACGUCCACCGCGUGGGUCGAACAGCCCGCGCUGGACGAUCUGGAUGUUCAUGGACAUUGGUAGGCGACGACGAAAGCGGUUGGUUCUGGGGCAAAAUUGCGAAAAACCAGGCCGUCAGAAGAGCGCAAAAGGUGGAGAGAACGAGAAUAGAGGAGAUGGGAGAGGAGAGAGUGCAUGAGUACGAGGCUGCGUUGGCGAAGCUCGGCAAAGAGGCGUUGGAGUUGAGAAGAAGUAAAUAA